Aspergillus niger is the source of this 663-nucleotide messenger RNA. RefSeq lists its product as uncharacterized. The transcript has 4 exons. The record is from RefSeq and is a predicted model, not a curated record. Gene Ontology annotation, biological process: tricarboxylic acid cycle; mitochondrial electron transport, succinate to ubiquinone. Lineage: Eukaryota; Fungi; Ascomycota; Eurotiomycetes; Eurotiales; Aspergillaceae. Gene Ontology annotation, molecular function: heme binding; ubiquinone binding. Bases 1 to 663 code for a protein of 220 amino acids. Gene Ontology annotation, cellular component: membrane; mitochondrial envelope.
AUGAUGACCGUAUUCCCGAUCGGACUCCCGAGGUUCCAUUCUCAACUUCAGUUCACCUUUGCAUCUGUCACUUGCUGUGCUUGUGUCUAUCUAGCGCUGAGCAUCGCGGUCACCACACCUCCCACCUCCUCCACUCCACUCCUUCAAGCAAAAGCACAUUCUGCAAAAUGGCCUCCAUCGCGCGCCAGUCUUCUCCCCUCCUCCGGUCGGCGUUCCGCGCUCCCUUCGCGACUAAGAAUGUCGCGCAGGUCGUGGCUUUUCAUGCUUCCGCUAAGAAGCAGAUCUUGCCUCCUUUGCCUCCUCGACGCAGUGAACGACCCCGCUCCCAUCCCCAAGUCUCACCCUACCGAGGGUAGCUACCACUGGACUUUUGAGAGAAUCGUCUCUGCCGGUCUCGUCCCUCUCUGCAUCGCUCCCUUCGCUGCUGGCUCCAUGAGCCCCGUCAUGGACGCCGUCAUCUGCUCCGCUAUCGUCGUUCACUCGCACAUUGGUUUCCACGCCUCCAUCACCGACUACUUCCCUACUCGCCGUGUCCCCAAGACCCACACCUUCAUGAUCUGGCUGCUCCGCGCGUUCACCCUCAGCACGGCUGUCGGUCUGUACGAGUUCGAGACGAACGACGUCGGUGUCACGGAGGCUCUCCGCCGGGUGUGGAACGCAUAG